UUGUCACAAACUACCCGUUGCACUACAUUAUGACUCUUUUAGUAUAGUUACUAAUAUUGAACACAACAAAAUCUGCAGUAACAGUACCUUUUUUUAUUUUUAUUUUUAUUUUUCCAUUUGGGCAUCAUUUUUUCUAGUCAAUCUUUAAAUUAAGGAUCGAUUAGCAAUCAUGAUUUCAGGAAAGAAGACGGCGAAUGCAGUUGGAGGCAAGAACACUACAAGGGCAUGUGAUAGCUGUGUACGAAAGCGUGCACGAUGGUAUUGUGCUGCUGAUGAUGCUUUCCUUUGUCAAAGCUGUGAUGGCUCGGUUCACUCGGCUAACCAGUUAGCCGGUCGACAUGAGAGGGUCCUUCUAGAUACUUCUUUUUAUAAAGUUUUUGGUUCAUCAGACAACACAGGUUCGGUUGAACCAUCAUGGCACCAAGGGUUCACACGUCGUGCACGUACCACAAGGACUCGGAGCAAGUAUUCUCUCAAGUUACAAGGAACAAAGAACAAUAACGCGAACUCUUUUGUUCCUUUAGUUCCCGAUCUAGGCGCUUUAGAAGCAUCUUUGCUUGAUGAUAAUGAUGAUGAAGAAGUAGAAGAACAGCUAUUGUAUCGCGUUCCGGUCUUUGAUCCUUUUGAAACCGAAUUAUGCAAUGCUUCAUCAUUUGAAGCAGGAAAGACGAGUUUGGAUUUUGUAGUGGAAAGUAGCAAACAAGAAGAAGAAACAUGCAAUUUGGAUGAUCUUCAAGGGUUUGAUCUCCCAACCGAAGAUUUGGAGCUCUUGGAAUUUGCCACCGAUGUGGAAAACUUGUUAGGUAAUGGCGGUUUUGAUGAUCAUAAACCGAGUAGGAUGGAUGACUAUAUAGAUGAAGAUAAUAAUACUAAUUGUAACAAUAAUAUUAUAGGAAUUUGCUUCGACGAAAAUAGGGUGAAAGUUGAAGAUAAAGAAAUAGAAGCAAUUUUAGGGUUUGAUUUGGAAGCUAAUAAUACUAAGGAAACAAUGUUAGAUUGGGACUUCGGUUAUGAGUCCAUUAUUAAAGACGAGGAGAAGAAAGCAUCAUCAUCAGUAGAAAUGAAUGAACAUAUGAUGAUAGUGUCAUCAAGUGAUCGAUAUGAGGUGCAAAAACCGAGCAUAAUUUUGAGGCUUGAUUAUGAAGAUGUGAUCAAUACCUGGGCUGAUCAGGGCUCUCCUUGGACAAACGGAACGCGACCGGAACUCAACUCUGACGGUUGCUGGCCUGAUUUCAUGGGUGAUGAUUUUUCUGCAUACGGAGGAGGUGUAAUUAGAGGAGGAGGAUCAAGUAGUAGUGAUGGAGCAAGAGAAGCAAGAGUGUUGAGGUACAGAGAGAAAAGAAGAACAAGAUUAUUCUCAAAGAAAAUUAGAUAUGAAGUCCGGAAACUAAAUGCCGAGAAAAGACCAAGAAUGAAAGGCAGGUUUGUCAAAAGAGAAAACUUUCCACCUCAUCAUCAUCCUCCAACUUCUACUUUCUCUACUACUCACUACCUCAUCAACAACUAGCUAGAUCCAUCGAAUAAAUACGCUUUGUUCGAUCAUUAGUUUGUGUAUCUUGUUUUUCGAAUGUUAAUAAUCUCUGUACGUAAUUUGCUUGUUUUCUCGGCAAAAUACCAGAGGGAUAUGAUGGGUUAAUUAAUCCUUUAACUUCUUCGUUUAAUCGUGUAAUUAUAAGUCAUUUCUUAAUUUCUGAUUUUGUGUAUCAACUAUGUAUGUAUAAUAAUUAAUGAAGCAUAGUUGCAACUUGGUCUCAAA
Molecule: messenger RNA, 1756 nt
Organism: Erigeron canadensis
Lineage: Eukaryota; Viridiplantae; Streptophyta; Magnoliopsida; Asterales; Asteraceae
Product: zinc finger protein CONSTANS-LIKE 16-like
Exons: 2
Coding region: 170-1507 (445 amino acids)
Biological process (GO): regulation of DNA-templated transcription
Cellular component (GO): nucleus
Molecular function (GO): zinc ion binding; protein binding
Source: RefSeq, a predicted model, not a curated record